CCUGUGCUGUGUAGGCACCGAGUACACUACACAUCAUGCCCACUUGCCUUAACCCUCUUGUAGCAAGAAAAAAAUUGUGAACUCAUCAGAAGUGCCCUCCCCAGGAUCAGUGCCCAACUGAAACAUCCUGGGAGGGGAGGGAUUGUCUCCGAGGUUAUAAAAAGUUCUUGGCUCUUGCAGCUUGCCAGCUGGCCAUUCUCCUUCUCCACCACCAUCACCACCAUGCUGCUGCCCUGAGUGGGAGGAUUCCAUGGUCUGGCUUGGGAAGGUGGUCACGUCCCUGCCUAAGAGGGCAUGCAGGUUGUCGUAGAAGCGCCAUUUUUGCGGCAAUGCACCUCACUGUCCAUUUGCCUCCUUUGUCUAGUGAUGAACUGCCUCAACUCCUUUAUUUUAACAUGGCGCUGCUGGGCGUCCCCGGCAUAUCCUUUUUUCUCCAUGUGCUUUGAGAUCUUUGUAUAGAUAUCAGUGUUUCUUUUGGUGGUUCAAAGCUCCAAGAGAAUGGAUUCCUCUCCCCCAUGCCUCUGAGGUCCAAGAUUUCCUUCACACUCCAUGCUCGUGCUCUUCUGCUCCAUUGGGUCCUGGAGUUCAUGGAACUUGAAUUCAUGAAACUCACAGCCAGGUGUGCUGCCUUCUCUGAGGUGUACUCGCAACGCUGUCCACAUAGGAAAUAAAAUUCAAACUUUCCUGGUGCUUUUCCUGUUCAUCUGGAGAGCAGUAGAGGUGCAAGUUCUGGCCAGAGUGGUCAAAGCACAGCAUUGUGGGAUGCCUCCCAGAGACAAAGAAUGUCAACUUUCACAAUGCUUGGUCUGCACUACUGUAGAGUCAACCAUACAAGGUCAAAUAUUGCGUUACUCCUCAUGUAAAGCAGGAGUAUUGAAAUCUACUUCAGCAGCCCUUAAGGUCAACAGAACAGGGUAGGAAUUGUGGACUAAGUGUUUUGAAAAUUAACCUUUAUGCAGCUAAAGUUUGACCUAAUCUCCUAGUGUAGACCAGACCAUAGUCUCGGUUGGCAAGUUUAAGUAGUAUGCUAAUAUAAGCAUUUUUUCACAAGAGAGUGACUUUUCAUGUAACGGGGGUAAAAGUGAAUGUUUUGAAAUUUCAUGGAAAAAUUCUGUUACGAAUUGAAGCAGUUUGUGUUAGGCCUACUUUUUCAUAGUUGGGCUAGAGGUAUUUGCAGUUAGUUGCAUGAUUACAUGAUCUUGCAAAUCCGAGCUUACACACUGAUGUUUAUGGGAAAGAGAAAGCUUCUUUGUUUGAAAAUUUGGCCCAAAAGACAAGUAAUUAAAGAUGGAUCCUUUAAUUACGAGGGUAAAAUCCUGGCCUAUUGAAGUCAAUGGAAGUUUUGCCAUUGUCUUCACUGGGACCAGGCAUUUACCCCAGCUACAUAGCGCCAUCUGUAAAUUCCUUAGGGCAAAGACCAUGCAUUAUAAUCUGUAAAUAGAGCACUAAGCAUGUGUUGUUCAGCCAGAAGCAAGAUCCAGGAACUAUGGAGUGUAGAAUUUAUCAUUCAGUUUGAUAAAAUGCGGAGAAUGGAAGCUAAUAGAAGUUGAAGAUGCCCAACACCUUGCAGAUUUUUUUUUAAAUGAUGAAUCAAAUAGUCUUGUCUUCUCCCUCUUUUCACUAUCCCACUUAGCAGCCAUUACUUUUUUCACAAAUCCUUCAUCAUUUCAGAGUGAUUUGAACCUCUAUCUCUCCUGAGGAGCAAAUGUGUUAUAUGGGUGUGAAAGGUUUGUACAGCAUUAGGGCCUAAACUAUAAACUAGUCUUUUUGAUAACUGUCAUGAGCUAUAGAAAAAUGUAUACUGCUGUAGGAAUACAAGUAUGUUUACCCUUAAGUUCAUUGCUAACCAGCUACAAAAACUGUUCCCUUUUGUUUGUAUUUAGAGUUAGUGUGCAAAAUUUUGGAAACUUGUUCUGUAAUUUUGCACCUGCUAUUGUGGGGUCAAAUCUUGAAAUUUAGCUAUCUUAACUGUCUGAUUUCAGUUAAAUAAAUAAAGUGGAUGACUACAUUCUGUUGUUUGUGCCUAUAAAACUAGAAGAUGGGUUGAGACCAGUUUGAAAACUUAGCUGAUGAAUUGCAAAUACAAGAUUUGACAAGUUCUGAAUUUAACAAUUACUUGCGUCUAGGUCAUGUUCCUUGGGGAGCUGGAGGAGAUCUUGGAUGUGAUUGAACCUUCACAGUUUGUCAAAAUUCAGGAACCUUUGUUUAAACAAAUUGCCAAGUGUGUUUCUAGUCCUCACUUUCAGGUGGCAGAAAGGGCACUGUAUUAUUGGAAUAAUGAAUAUAUCAUGAGUUUGAUAGAAGAGAACUCCAACGUUAUACUUCCCAUCAUGUUCUCCAGUCUGUAUAGGAUUUCUAAAGAACACUGGAAUCCGGCAAUUGUAGCUUUAGUCUACAAUGUAUUGAAGGCGUUUAUGGAAAUGAACAGCACCAUGUUUGACGAGCUGACAGCCACUUACAAGUCAGAUCGUCAGCGUUUAUCCAAAGCAGCAGGUGAAAAAAAUGAGGAAACUUCGGGAACUCCGGGCAGUUUGCGACUUCGUUUAAGUCGUGUCUUUUGUGUGACUCGGGGUUCCCACAAGCAAAGUGAAGGGUACUGUAUGUCAUCAAACCUUCUUAGUGAGAAGAAAAAAGAAAAGGAACGUGAAGAACUGUGGAAAAAACUGGAGGAUUUGGAGUUAAAGAGAGGUCUUAGACGUGAUGGAAUAAUUCCAACUUAACAAAAGAAACAAAGCAGCAUUAUUAACCUGUGGAGUCACACAUUUAUGUAGUAGAAGAUGGAGCAACAGUUUUCUGUAUUGUGCAACUUUACAGUAGAUUUCACAUUUGUUUCAUUAUUACAACACUGUAUAUAACUGUCUCUAAGUAAAGGAAAAAAUAAGGACUUUUAUCCAAAGUUUGGACAACAGAUGGACUUCUCAGAACUUUGCAAACAUAAUCAUUGUUUUGACCCUUCUUUAAAACCAGUCUUCAGAGAUCUUUUGAGGAAAAUUGCUAUGUUAAAAUUCCAUUGUCAGGACCCGUUCCUUAUUUAUCAUUAGCAGAAAGUAUGAUACAACUUUCAAAUGUGAACAAUCUUAAAUUUAGCUUGCCUUUCUGCUAAACUGUUCAAUGUAUUUAUAGUAAAAGAGAAAAAAAAGAUUGUCAUUUCCUUUUGAGUUUGUGUGACAUCCUCCUUCUCUGGAUAACUUUACUGUAAUUUGACAUUUUUUUUCCUUUUGCACAUCUUCAUAAGUUGAAUGUCCAUGCAAAUCAGGGCCAUGAAAAAUAGAGGUCCCUAAGGUUUUGUUUACUGGUGUGAGCAUCUUUCUGGUACCAGGCUAGUACUGGUACUUCUUCAGUGCAAACAUUAGGAAGAAGAAUGAAAAGGUGAUAAACAUAGUAGGGAAGGAAAUUUCAGAUUAAUGUAUCGAUUUAUUGUGAAUCCACAGUGUCUUGAAUCCUUUGAAAAUGGGCAAUGGUAACACCAUGAACUUCAGUACCUAACCAGUAUUAGUUACAUGUCAUAUGACAUAUACCAGAGCUGUUUUGGUAAUACUAAUGGCUAAAUGAUUACAGUAGAUAUACAUUUUAUUGGACCAUUUUGAAAUUAUAACGACAAACGCUAAACAGUACAAGCAUGAAAUUGAUUUCCAGUGGUCAUGGAUCUAAUUGGGAACAGAGCUGAGCAAACAGUUUGGACUGUUUGGAGUUGUUGCCUUACUUUUUAAUAUGUAUUUAUAAAGUAUUCCAGCAGAAGAGGAUGUAGCCUCUAAAAACAUAUUAUAGUGUGUUUGUGACCGUACUCAUCACAGCGCCAGCCCUAUGGAUUUAGCUGGAAAGGAUUGUGGAUAAUAUACUUCUGCAUUCUGAAGUGGAUGCUCAUUCCUAACUACUGUAUUUGUUACCAGAAGUGGUUCUACAAAUGCUACUGAAAAACAAAUUCUGGAAAUCCUAAUGUCCUGAGUAUUAAUAAUAAAGUUUAAAAUGCUUUUAUAUCCAAGGUGCAUUGUGACCAAAUUGUUUAAAAGAAAAAUAAGAGGGCGGCUGUAAUAUAAGUAUGCAUUAUUGGCUAUCUGCUUUGUAUUUAAAAGUGGAAUCUUACAUCUUUGGUCAGUAAAAUGCUGAUAAGACUUGUGUACAGUAUAUAUUUAGCUAAUGCAGUUGCAUUAUUAUAUACUGAAAGGUAUAUGUUUCAGGAUUUUUCUCCAGGAUGCUUUUGAACUGUUAUAGACCUAUGACAGUGAGUUGAUAGUACCAAACCAUCAAUCCAGCAGUAUUUAUGGUAUAAAGCUGACUUGGUGUUCAUGAGUCUUUGUGUUAGUUGCAAACAUGAACUUAUGACCUGUUGCCAUUGAUAGAAAUACAGUAUAAGCUAGAGCUUGUAUAUUUUUUUCUUCCUACCAUUCAAAUGUACAGUAGAAUUUGAGGUUUUCUUGUUUCCAGGUUGGAAAAAAAAAAAGCGGGAGGGGAGCAGGAAUCCAAUCCCAGGUUACUGACUGUUUCAGGAUUAUCAGUUCACAGUUUGUACACAUUGGUCUGCACAUUGGAUGUUGGAAAUGCAACAACUUUGUAAAAGCUUGACACUGUUAAUUCUGAAAAAAGAACAGAAGUGAAUCAGUCAUCUGCAACCCAAAACGCCACAACAUGGUUUAAUGGGAUUAAUAUAAGCCUCUUAUAAGAACACUGACUGGGACUCAAUGUAAACUUGGCAGAUACUGUCAUAAGUGAAACAUUUUAUUUUAAAAGUGCUGGAACAAAGGUGCAAGCUCAAAUACUGAAGAUUAAAUAAAUUUAUAAAAAAACA
This is a messenger RNA of Pelodiscus sinensis (Chinese soft-shelled turtle), 4786 nucleotides long. Lineage: Eukaryota; Metazoa; Chordata; Testudines; Trionychidae. The record is from RefSeq and is a predicted model, not a curated record.